Messenger RNA from Conger conger (European conger), 1108 nucleotides. It is a transcript of the gene ecm1a, whose product is annotated as extracellular matrix protein 1a. Lineage: Eukaryota; Metazoa; Chordata; Actinopteri; Anguilliformes; Congridae. Gene Ontology annotation, cellular component: extracellular region. Gene Ontology annotation, biological process: signal transduction; regulation of bone mineralization. The transcript is spliced from 4 exons. The record is from RefSeq and is a predicted model, not a curated record. Bases 158 to 637 code for a protein of 159 amino acids.
CCACCCUUUCCCACCUCCUCUUAAAUACCGGGACCGUGUUUUCCGUGGUCAGUACAACAGGACCCCUCUGACUUGGGUGUUCUUUUGCCCGUCUUGUUCGGCACGUUUUUUUUUUUGUGAGUGUUUUUGACGGGAUCCGAGCCCAGAAGAACAGACGAUGGGUUUUUUGGGACACCUGCGAGGAUUGUGGGCGCUCAUUAUCCUGCUCUUCUGCGUGCCCUCACACGGACAAUCCCCUCCCCUCCGGGGGACCACCUAUGUCCUGUUCCCUCCCGGGCAGCCGGUUAGCACCAACCUCGAGGCCAUCUGCAAGAGGGGGUUCCUCCGCCCACGAUACGAUCACAACGACCUCCCCAGUCCCGGGUACAGCUACCUGCGGCGCCAAGCCACAGGCGUCAACAGCCUGGAGUCGCUCUUCCAGGGCUGCUGCAAGAGCUAUGGGAGCCAGGAAGAUGCGCUCACCUUGAAAUGUGCACUGGGAGUGUGGGAAUCCGCGAUGUCGUCGUACUGCGAGCAGGAGUUCAUGGUGAAGACGCGGGCCUACCACUGCUGCACGAAAGAGGAGAUGUUCGGCUGCUUCGCUUUGUGGGCCCCCAAUCCCGCCUACCUGUACCCACCUCCCAAAAUACAAGAGUGAGUGCACUUACAGCUGAAUCCCUGAAUUGCCGUGCUUUAGCGCCGCCUGCAGGUCAUUUCCGGAGUAACGCAACCGUGGCUUCUGGAUUCACAGGCAGAAGACGACGCAUUCCUUUUACAGGCGAUUCCAGCGACACCUCUUACUAUGAACUGGGAUUAUCGGACUUAACUCACUUUUAAUAGUGUUAUAUAAUAGGUAUAACUAUAACCUAUAUGAAUAUGUCAUGACAGAAAGUCAUAAAGUAGAAAUUGAAUUAUUACAGGUAUUAAUUUUCAAAGAUUGAAAAGAAGCUCUCAAAUUUUAGUAUGCUGUUGCUUAUUUCGUUUUUUUCCAUUUAGCAUUUUCCUUUUUGGUCUAUGCAAAUGCAUUUCCAACGCGUCAAAAAAUAACACAGUGUGUAAAAUAUGCUUCACAAAUACCAUGUACUCUUAAUAGAUAUGAAAAUUAAAAUAUGUUGCAUACAACAGGAAA